AUGAAGUUUCAGCUUUCUGUCGCAGUUUUUCUUAUUUGGCAAUUUGUGCUUUUUGAGUUGUUCAUACAACCUGCAAACGGGAACUGGGGUGUUUCCAGUGAUUACAAAGAAGAAAAAAAAGUUACCUUAAAGGUGGAUAAGGAUGGUAAUAUUACACUUAAAAUUGAACCUGCGAAGAAAAGGAGAUGCAUUAAUUGUAAAGGAGAAAUGUGCACGUUUACACAGUUUGACAGUAAUAAGGACGGCUUUAUCAGCCUGGAAGAGUUUUUAGAGAAAGCAGGGGCCUACCGGUAUAAAAAACUGUUCAAGAUUGCUUUCCGAUUGGUGGAUACUAAUGCUGACGGACGUAUUUCGCAAGAAGAGUUCAAGAAGUUGAAGAUCACACUUCCGUAUUGCUGAAAAAAAAAACAAUUUCGAAAAA
This is a messenger RNA of Saccostrea cuccullata (small rock oyster), 421 nucleotides long. RefSeq lists its product as uncharacterized. NCBI's taxonomy places the organism in Eukaryota, Metazoa, Mollusca, Bivalvia, Ostreida, Ostreidae. Gene Ontology annotation, molecular function: calcium ion binding. The transcript is spliced from 4 exons. The coding region runs from base 1 to 399 and encodes 132 amino acids. The record is from RefSeq and is a predicted model, not a curated record.